GGAGCUGGGCCGUGCUGGGCCGGGCGGUGCGGGGAGGGGAGGCGGGCCAGGCCCUGCGGGAAGGCGGUGCCCGCCACAGCCCAGCGCCGCCGGGGCUGCGGGGCCCGGGACCGCCUCAGCGCAGCCGGGUCGGGCCGCCGGCAGGGCGGGGCAGCUGGGAUAGCGAAAACGCCCCUUGUGACACAGGAGCCUCUCCAGACGGCCCAGGAGGUUUAGCAUCUUUCAGUGCCUUGUGAGGCACAUGAUCUCGCAUCUCCCUGCCGUCAAUGUGCCGCUUUAGAAGCCAUGGAGCUGGGAAAGGCGAAGCUGCUGCGAACUGGCCUCAACGCCCUGCAGCAGGCCAUUCACCCCGUGCACGGGCUGGCCUGGACGGAUGGCAAGCAGGUGAUCCUGACGGCGCUGCAGCUGCACGACGGAGAGCCCAGCUUCGGUGACUCGAGCGUGGUGGGGCAGUUUGAGCACGUGCACGGGCUCUACUGGGGCCCGAGUCCCGCCGAGGCCCCGGCGCUGCUGGCGGUGCAGCACAAAAAGCACAUCACCAUCUGGCAGCUCUGCUUCAGCGGCGCCGACAGGAGCAAGCUCCUGGUUUCCCAGAUCUGCGACAUCAGCGAGCCGUAUCCCGUGCUGCCCCAGGGCUGCGUGUGGCAUCCCAGCAAGGAGGUCUUGGCCGUGCUGACCACCCGGGACGCCUCCGUCUUGCCCUCCGUCCACCUCAACAACUCCAGAAUUAACGCGGACAUCAAGGGCAGCGGGCUCAUCCACUGCGCCUGCUGGACCAAGGAAGGGAGCCGCCUGGUUGUGGGGGUGGGCAGUGCCCUCCAUUCUUACAUUUGGGAUGAUGCUCAGAAAACACUCAGCGCUUGCUCUUUUUGCCCAAUCUUUGAUGUGGGAGGCUACAUCUGUGCCGUGGAAGCUACGCAGAAUUUACAAGUCGCUGUUGCCACCGAGCUCCCUCUGGACAAGAUCUGUGGCUUAAAUGCUGGUGUUGCCUUCGAAGUUCCAUCGAGCGUUGAAACCGAGUCCUUCCCCUCCCAGUCCAGCUUGUGUGGGGAGGAAGAGUAUUCCUUGGAUGGAGGGAAGAAGUCACUGGACUCUGAGAAGCCCUUGUCUGUAGUUACAUCUCCUGUGGACCUAACUCACAUACUGUCUAGCAAGCAGAGUGCUGAUUCCAGCCCUCUCCUGCACCUGAGGCCCAAGGACUACCUGACGGGAAGUGGCCAAGAUUCCUCACACCUCAUCUUGGUGACUUUUGAAAGAAAGGUUACCUCUACUAAAAAAGUGAGCAUCCCAGGCAUUCUUGUUCCUGAUAUAAUGGCUUUUGACUCCAAAACUCAAACUGUAUCUGUUGCCUCCAAUACUUGUAACGUUAUUUUAGUCUAUUCACUGACUUCAUCCAAUUUACCCAAUAUUCAACAAAUUCAGCUAGAGAAAAGCGAGAAGCCAAAGGGUUUGUGCUUCUUGACCAAUAAAUUGUUACUGAUACUGGUUGGAAGACAAAAAUUCACUGACCCUGCUUUUCUUCCUUCUUCAAGAUCAGACAAAUACAUGAUCCGAUUGAUGAUUAAAGAACUGAUACUUGAGAUGGGUCCUUCAAAAUCUGUGUCAGCUGAUGGCAACUCCAGUUUGAACCUUUCCAGUGUUACUCAUGAUCCCUCUAGAGAUGUCCACCCUCUCAGCCGUGGGCUCCUGAUACCAGAUCGCUCUGCCCUUCAGUCCCCCACAAGCCGAAGGAAACUCAUUGAAGAACUCAAGAGUCCUGCUUAUGAACAAAACUUCCUCUUGAACAUCAGCGACUUCAAAGACAAAAAGAUUUCCAUGAAUUUUCCUCCAGCUGUAGAGACUCUGGAUGCUGAGCCAGUUAAUCGGAGCGUUGCGCUGUCUAAUGCUUCCAACAAGCCAACGUCCCCAAAAAGGCAGCAUGAGGCAGCUUCCAAAAUACCCAAUUCUUACAAGAAUAACCUGUUCAGUGAGAAGGAGGCGAGUUGCUUUUUAAAAAAUGUGGAAAAAUUGUCUGGUAACUUCACAGAAUUGCAGCAUCAUCUUUCUGAACUAACUGAGCUGCUAAAAUCUGGGAAGAGAAGUCUUCCAGUAUACCCAUCUUCUCAGGAACCCUCAUUUAUUAAGAUCACCUGCCAGAAGCAGCUUUCCAAAAGUGAUGCAGAUGAAAGUCGGGCCGUUCUUCUCUGUGAUGGUAAACUGCGCCUAAACAUCGUGCAGCAGAUAUUCAACCUCUCCCUGGUAGAAAUGCAGCACGGUUCCUCUUGGAUCGUUCUCACAGCGGACAGCGAGGGCUUCAUCCCAUUAAUGUUUACAUCCACACAGGAGAUCCUCAUCAGAGAUGCCACUGCAAAGGGCUACAGUGCCCGCUCCUCCAAAACUCUGGACAUCAUCAGUUCCACACAGGGGUGUAGAUCCACUUCUUCUGAGAGCCUGGAUAUCACCAGUUCUCUGGAAGUCCUGAGGGACUGCUCCUCCAAGACCUUGGACAGCAUCAGCCCUUCAGAACAGCCCAGCAAUUAAAUGUAGUUUUUGACAGUGGUUUUGCAAUGCCUCUCUGAUGAUGGGAGGCUUUUAUGUUUACUGUAUGGGACUGCAAAUUAUCAACAACAGUCUCAAAUUUCUGUACAAUUUCUAUAAUUUUUUGUUGCAUUGUAAAUUAUUUAUUUGAUCCUUGGAAAUGUUAACUUUUUUUUAUACUGAGCAGUGUUUUUUAACUAUGCCUCUUGCAGUACAGAUGAGGUUGAAAAUGUGGAUUCUUACAAGUUUCUGAGCUCAAGUUUCCAUCUUGGUCUUUAAUACAUUGGUGGUUUUAGAUAAUAGUAAACUUGGAUAAUAAAGAAAUCUUUGAAAAUGCU
Molecule: messenger RNA, 2855 nt
Organism: Passer domesticus (house sparrow)
Lineage: Eukaryota; Metazoa; Chordata; Aves; Passeriformes; Passeridae
Product: WD repeat and coiled-coil-containing protein
Exons: 5
Coding region: 286-2520 (744 amino acids)
Molecular function (GO): kinase binding
Source: RefSeq, a predicted model, not a curated record